Messenger RNA from Entamoeba histolytica HM-1:IMSS, 4074 nucleotides. RefSeq lists its product as uncharacterized. Lineage: Eukaryota; Evosea; Mastigamoebida; Endamoebidae. The coding region runs from base 1 to 4074 and encodes 1357 amino acids. The transcript is spliced from 5 exons. The record is from RefSeq and is a predicted model, not a curated record.
AUGGCAUCACCUCGACUCAGUUUUAGACAAAGUUUGGUUUCUCCACAUUCUAAAUCAUUAUCUACUGUUCCUUUAGUUGUAUUUUUAAGUGAUCAAAAUGAAAUUAUACAAACUAUGAAAACAAUUCCACCAGCAACAAUGCUUAUUUGGGUUUUAACACCAACAAGUGAAUCAACAAAAGGAAUUACUAUUACAAUUAAAUACCAUAAUUUAAUUUCACAUCACACUUUAUUCAAAGAUAGUGUUGUUACAACUUUAACAAAGAAAAAAAUUGGUAACUCAAAACAAAUAGAAUAUAAUGUGUCUACUAACAUUAAAGGAAUUACUAAUAAUAAUAUUAGAGCUGCUAUUAAUCAAUUCACUUUAUAUCAACAGCUCGUUCAAUUUCUUGUGAGAACACAAUAUUUUAGUGAUUUACCUUCAAUGAAUAAAUCACCUACUAUUCAUCCAGACCCAACUUCUCCUCGUUUAAUUUGUCAGUCAAUUCAAGGAAUUAAAAGAAUUGAUUUGGAUGAAGAAAAUGGUUCAUUAUUAUUAUUAAAUGAAAAACUCUCUAUUAUUGCUCGGUGUGAAACUGUUAAUAGUGCAAUUAAUGCAUUAAAACAAUACAUUAAUCCUACUCAACUUCCUAGCUCUUUUUCAACAGAAGAAUUUAAUAUAACUGACAAACUAAAUGAAAUUCAUGCAAUAAGUUGUUCUGAAUCUUUUGUUAUUAAAGAUGUAAUAAUGAUUUUACCAAAAUUUAUAAAUGAUUUAUGUCAUCAUCCAAUUACUGACCUUGUUAAUUCUUUAGAAGUAUUAAUCAGUCGUGUUUUUUCUAAUUCAUUAAUUGAACAAAAGACUAUCAUUAAAAUGUUAUUUGAUCAUAUAAGAAUGCAUUCAAUUUGUGAUGGAAUUUAUCUUCUUAUUGGUAAAUUAUUGGAUAAAUAUACUAAAGCAUUUUGUACUGUUCUUCAAACAGAAAAGGUAGGAAUUAUACUAACUGAAAAGAUGAAAGAAAUAUAUAAAAAUAUUUUUGGUGAUUAUACCUUUGAUGAAAAACCAUUGCCAUCAAUUAAAACUGUUAUUGUUAAGGAUGAUAAUACACCAAUUAACUAUGAUGAUAUGGAUAGAGGAUCAUCAAAACAAGUAAAAAGAAAGUCUAUAUUUUUCUCAAAUUCAUUGUUCCAAGAAGAUGAUACUUUCUUAAGAAGACAAAGUAGAAGUUUCCAAAGAGCAAUUACUCCUAGAAAAACAGGAAAAGGAAAAGGUGAUGAACAAUUAGAAUCAAAAAAUGAAAUGAGGGAUGAAGCAAGAAAAUUAGCUCAAGCAUUUUUUAAUGAAAGUCUUCCUUAUAUUCUUAAAGUAGAUCAAACAGGAGUUAAGAUAUUUAAUUCAAAAAAUGAAAAUGAAGCAUUUCUUGAUAAUUUAACUUACAAAUCUGGAUUUGAACAAUUAAAACAAGUAAUUAAAUUGAUUAGAUAUAAUAUAGUUAUAGAAGAAAAUCCUGAGCUAAUCAAACAGAUUUGUUUUUUCCUCAUUCCUUCAGUGUCAUUGGGUUAUAAAGAUUGUUUUAAAGAAAUCACUCAUUCUAUGGAAGAUUAUUUUCAACAUAUUUAUGUAUGUAAUAAAGAAAAUAUUUUUAUGAAAAUAUUAACUGAUUGGGAAUUAAUUAUAGAAGAAUCAAAAUCAUUUAGUGCUUAUUUCUUCCGUAUUUUAUUAAAAAUAUUUAGAGUUUAUAUGAAAAUAGCUAGAUAUCAAACAAUUGGAUUAGGAUUAUCAGAAAGAGUUUUAAUGCCUAUUUCUUUAUGUCUUCAACGUCCACAAACAGAAUGUUAUUUAGACUCUCAAUAUGACCUUUUAAUAGAAGUUGGUCGUUGUUUUAAAAUUUUUAAUAAUAAAUGUUUGAAUGAAACACACUCAGUUCAUGCAAUUCAACAAAUCUAUUCACCAAAAGAAAUUAGUAAAUUAGCAAUGGCAUGUGCAAAAAGAUAUCUUAUUGAUUGGGAUAAAGAAACAUCAAACUACCAUGAAAAUGUUAACAAAUUACUUGGAAAGAAACGAGAAUAUGCCAUUCUUUAUUUUCAAGUUCUUGUUCAUUUGUUACAAGUCUUUGAUCAAAAAUCUCUUCCAAACAAUCAAAAUUAUACAUCAAUUCAAGAAAAUUUAGAAAAUCUAGUCGUCCCACCAAAUGGAUUUCUUUUUAGAUUUUUAAGGGAUGAAACUGUUUUAUUUGGAGUUGACGCUAAAGUUACUGCACUCUCUUUUUUUACAUAUUUCUUUAGUGUAAAUUCACCAAUUAUCAGAAGAAAAUCUGUUGUUAAUGAGUAUAUUAGAUUUGCAUUUAAAUUAUUCAUUAAAAUAUAUUAUAAAGAUACUUGGACUGAUGAUGAUAUUAGAGUAUUAGUUGGAGCUUUGAAAAUGUUAAAUGGACUUGCAGCACAUAAAACUGAGUUUAGUAGACAAACCUUUUUCAGACUAGGUUUAUUCUCAUUAUUAUUACACGAAGUUAUGUUAGAAUUUAAUAUAAGUUGGAAUAACUCUCAUGAAGAAGAAACUGGGAUUUUUGAUGCUUUUAAACAACAACCUAAAAAACAAUUAGAACAACCAAAAGCACAAACAAAACGUAUGACUGGAAGAAAGAAUAUGAAAGUUAAUAUUCCUAGACUUUGUGUAAACGCUAGUCCAACUAAACCACUUUCUCCUCGUAAAUUUGAAACAAAACAAGAUGAGGACAUUAAAAAGGAUGGAAUUACUCAAUUAUCACCUCGAAUUAUGUUGGAAACUUCUAAAUCAAGACCCCUAACCACAAACAAUAUAUUCGAUGGAAAACUUCUGUCACUCUCUGAUGCUCAGUCUCAAGAAAUUCAAAAGACUAUUGAAGUCAAUAAGAAAAGACUAACUCUAACUGAUGAACGUUAUAAACCAUCAAAGAAAAAUACUCCUAUUUCUGAUACUAGGUCGGAUAGUCUCUCUCUUGACUCCCAAUACUUCCAGGUUGUAGAAACACCAAAAGAACAUGAAACAAAUUAUAAUACUCCUCCUAUUGAAAGCCCAGGUAAAACCCCUCCUAUUGAUGUUAUUAAGAAAGAGGCUAAAACUCCUAUGAGGUUGUCAUUAGCAAAAAUCCCUGGAAUCAUUACGGUUAGUCCUCCUGACUCAUCUCGUUCAAGUCUAAGAAGUUCACUUGAAGCAGGUAGUUUUUUUAUUCCUUGUAAAUUAGAUGACGAAACACAACACAAAACUUCUCCAAUAACAUCAUGCAAAGAUAUUUCUAUUCCAUUGAACAAGUUUGAGGAAUCAGUCAUACGAGAGGAAGAGUCAAAGAAGAAAGAGUCUAUUAACCCAACACCCAAUAACACAAAGCCAGUUGAAACAAAAAUUGAAGAACCUCAAGGAAUUGUUUCAACUGACAAACCAAAUGAUACAAAAGUUAAAGAAGAAAUAAAGAAAGAAGGUAUGCCUCCUGCUCGAAAAAAGCGACCACCACCACUUAAAAUGGUUCCAGCUAUUAGAAAGUCUAUUGAUAACUCCGGAACUGGAACGUCAUCUGCAUCAGGAAGUACAACUAAUAGUUCUACUGGAUUAUUGACACAAGUAGAACAGAAAUUUAAGGAAACAGGGAAGUUACAUCUUAUUCUUGAUACGAUGAUGUUUGAAAAAACAAACACUGAAGUAGUAAAAGUUGAUGAACAUUCAUAUGAAAAUAUGAGAAAAACAAGAAGAAUUUAUGUUAAUAGUGAUGUACAUAAAGAGAUUUUAAUUGGUAAUGAUAAAUUAAGACAUUUCCAUUGUUUAUGUGGAAUUGUUGAUAUAGUUUUAACCCAACCCAUUGAUGAAGAAUUAGUUAGAAAUUGUAGAUGUGAAGCAGAUGGUAAAGAAUGUUGUCCUAAUCGUCAUAAUGGGUGUAGAAUCUUUUUAGAAACAAUGAAAGAAAAAUCAUCGUAUGAUGCAAUAUUUAUGAAAUGGGUUGGAGUAAAACAAAAGAAUGUUGUGGGAAUGAAGAAUCUUUUGAACGUUAUGAAUGUACUACCAUCUUCUGGUAAAAGUGCAAAGAUAUAUUCUUGUAAGAGUUGCGGAUUUAUUAUUGGUUAA